AUGCACUUGCCUUCACGCAUCGAUGUGGCAUCCAGUCACCAAGAUGGCGUUGUCCGUGCAGGCUCCGUCGUGCAGGUACUGCCAGGACGGCAAUUUCCGUCCUUCUCCUCCGGAGAUAUUGGCGUCGUGCAGCGGGUAGAUGAAGAGGCUCGAACCUGCGACGUGCUCUUUGAUCAUGGCGCCGGUCCGCUGACAGUUGCCAUGCGCCAUCUCAAGCUCAGCCAGGACACAACGCCACUAGGUCAAAACUCGGCAAGGAUGGAGCAUGGAGCGUAUGGAGCUGUGCAGGCGUUGUACAGCCCGAAGGCUGCCAAGCGCUUGCCGAAUGACAUCGAGGCGCAACUGACAGCUCAGCAGCACCUCUUGAACUCUAUGGAGGCUCGACUUGUUGCGUGCGAGGCGGCCUUGAGUGUUGAGGAUGCUCGGGGGAAGCCUGCCGGAAGACUGGUUGCGGCGCGGGUGGCCGCGCUGGAAGGUGCUCACCAAGCCGAGGUCAACGACCUGAGACGUGCUUUGAACGAAGCCGUCGGCCUUUCGCGCGAGCAAGAUAACCUUCAUAGAAAGCAUCGGACAGCUGGAAGAGAACUUGAGCAGCUCUUCCAGGGCCUGGAGCAACGUUGCCAAAGCUUGCAAGAGAUUGCUCGAAGGCUGGAAACAGACUUAUCCGGAUUGACCGGAACGAUGAGCAGCCACGAACGGCGCGCGGCCAACCUCCAGGAUGUGGUUGCCUCCUCCAACACGGGCUUGUCGGAGCUGGCUGCGCUCUUGGAGGGCCAGGAGCGGCGCACAGUCGAUCUUGCCCAGGCCCUCAGCUCCGCCAGAAAGGACCUCGUGGAGGUGUCGGACCGUUUCGAGACUUCCAGGCGCAGCGUCCAUGACCCCGAGCGCCGUCGAGAUCGAGAGCUGAAGAGUCCGGCUUCGACCCGGGAGGGACAGGACGAAAUCUGGAAGGCUUUGCGAGAGCUUCAGGAACUGGUGGUGCACGAAUCUGAGCACCGCGCAGCUGGCUUGCGCGAGGUGUUGGGAGUGAUUGGGAAAGAUGCUGAGCAGCUGCGAAGUGAGCUGUCACGCCACGAGACUGAGAUUGAGGGCCGCUGCAAAGCAGAAGGCUUCAAAAUCAAGCACCACAUCGCUGAGUCACAGGCUCGCAUAUCAGAGUAUGAGAAGCAGACCACUCGUUUAGACAAGCGUCUAGAUGCUAUUUCUCAAGCCUUGUCUGCGGAGCGCAAUGCGCGAAUUGAGGCCUUCGUGUGGUUGGAGGAGCAGGCCGUCUUUGUGCUGAUGAGAGUCUGA
Molecule: messenger RNA, 1293 nt
Organism: Symbiodinium natans
Lineage: Eukaryota; Dinophyceae; Suessiales; Symbiodiniaceae
Source: the annotation of a GenBank genome assembly